GUCUUGUCUAUGGGGUCAGCCUCAGAUACUGUUAUCGAAUCCAUGGCUAUACUCUUCGGGCUGGGUAUGACCACGACUGAAGUCAUGCACGCCAUCCGUCUCUGGCACAUGUACACCUCCGCAUCCUAUGUCAAAUGGGGCAUAGUCUUCCUCUCGGUGGUCUACAACGUCGUCCAAUGGGCCCUAAUCGCCAGCUACCUGCACGCCGCAGGGGGACCUUUGCACUUCUACGACGGCAAAACGUGGGUACCAGCCCUGGUGACCCACAGUAUACUUUACAUCUUGACUAUCGUGCGCGCUUUCGUCCCGAGGGAGCGCUCGGCGGACGGGAAGUGGCUGCGGAACAGAGUCCUGCGAGAGGGCACGUUGAUUUUCUCUGUGACGUUCGCAACGACUGUAUUCACAACGGCCGGCUCGCUGUCCACCAACCCCCUUAUAUCCAUCCCCGCCCGCUUCUCCCCGCUAAUGCUCUCCGCGACCUCCGCGGCGAUGUCCCGCCUCAUGUUCAACAUCCGCUCGCUCUCCGCCUUCCUGGGGACCGACCCCGCGUGGAUCCUCUCCAACCUCGAGAUGAGCCGCGUUCGCUGGACGCAGGGCGCGCGCCGCGGCGAGCGCUGGGUCGAGGUGGACGCCGCGUGCGCGGGCGGGGAGCUGAAGAGGAAGGCGUCGAUGUGGCUCGACCCGACGACGAAGAUACGCGUGGUGACGGCGCCGGCGGGCGUGUUGGGGGACGAGGAGGACGAGGCGUAUUUGGUGGAGACGGUGGAGGAUGGGGGGAUCGUUGUUUAA
Gloeophyllum trabeum ATCC 11539 is the source of this 789-nucleotide messenger RNA. RefSeq lists its product as uncharacterized. The record is from RefSeq and is a predicted model, not a curated record. The transcript has 6 exons. The coding region runs from base 10 to 789 and encodes 259 amino acids. NCBI's taxonomy places the organism in Eukaryota, Fungi, Basidiomycota, Agaricomycetes, Gloeophyllales, Gloeophyllaceae.